Molecule: messenger RNA, 960 nt
Organism: Wallemia mellicola CBS 633.66
Lineage: Eukaryota; Fungi; Basidiomycota; Wallemiomycetes; Wallemiales; Wallemiaceae
Product: mitochondrial carrier
Exons: 7
Coding region: 1-960 (319 amino acids)
Biological process (GO): iron import into the mitochondrion
Cellular component (GO): mitochondrial membrane
Molecular function (GO): ferrous iron transmembrane transporter activity
Source: RefSeq, a predicted model, not a curated record
AUGCCAAUUGCAGAUCCCGAGGAAGCCAUCCCUGUCAUCGAGGAGCCAGAUUAUGAAGCAUUGCCAGAUACUGCAUCUUGGGGUGUGCACGCAUUCGCUGGUGCGCUCGCUGGUAUAUCUGAGCACGCGUUCAUGUAUCCAAUCGACAGUAUAAAAACUCGUAUGCAAGUUUUACAGACGGCUCCAACAUCUGCAUCAUCUGUUGCAUACUCUAGUUUGAAUUCUGCAAUAGAGAGGGUUUCUUCUACUCAUGGAUUGAGAUCGUUGUGGAGAGGUGUGAGUUCAGUUGUAAUAGGAGCUGGACCAGCCCAUGCAGUAUAUUUUGGUGUAUAUGAAGCCAUGAAAGAGCUUUCGGGUGGUAACAGAGAAGGCCAUCAGGUAUUGCCGACUGCACUCGCAGGUGCAUCAGCUACCAUAGCUGCAGAUGCUCUCAUGAAUCCAUUUGAUGUUAUCAAACAAAGAAUGCAAGUUGAGGACUCAAAGUUCAAGACAGUACGUUCUUGCGCAAGAACGCUGAUGAAAACAGAAGGAUUGUCGGCCUUCUACGUAUCUUACCCUACUACAUUAAUGAUGACCGUACCAUUCACAGCCGUACAAUUCUCUACAUAUGAAUCAACUAAAAAGAUACUCAACCCAGAAAACAACUAUUCACCAAUAUCUCAUGGUGUCUCCGGUGCAGCAGCAGGAGCAGUCGCCGCGUUAAUAACGACACCAUUAGAUGUCGCGAAAACAGUAUUACAAACGCGUGGUAAUGCCCCAGUUGAAGAUCUUCGCUUGAGGAAUGCUAGUGGUAUACUGGAUGCCUGCUCAAUUGUUUAUGAGCGUAAUGGUACGAAAGGAUUCUUUAGAGGAUGGGCACCACGUAUGCUUACACACAUGCCAUCAAACGCGCUCUGUUGGUUAUCCUAUGAAUUUUUCAAAGCCGUCAUCUUUAGAGAGAGUAAUCAAACGACGAAUUAA